ACUUUCUUUUUUUCUUCUUCUUGUUGUUCUUAUGAAAAGCCUAUUGUACUUAUACCUAUAAUGUCCAGAGUUACAUCUAAACAAAAAAAAUAAUAACAACAAAGCAUUCGUCACGUGACUGCAAAGAAGAUCCAUACAGGUGAAAUCAGCAGUCAGUCUGCCUUCUCACUACACACAAUAUAGCACAGAUUGAUGAUCUAAACCGACCAAUCGCGCAGGCGCCUGGAAGCGCGCUCUGUUAUUUGGUAAAGGUGAACGCUAGUAAAAGGAGGGGUAGAAGAAAACGAAGUCUACGUUCACCAAUGACCGGCCACGUAUGGGGGUCACGUGUUGCCCCCAGCUCCCUUCCCCUCCCCUCCCCAUUCAUCAGGGGUGGACUGUGUGUUGUCUUUUCAAUUCAUUUAUCUGCAGGAAUGAUUGCAACUAUCAGUCCGAAGCAGCUCGACUCGCGGAGGAGGAGGUGAAAAGUUGGGGGAAGAAGACAAACCUGCAGAAAAGGGGACAGAGACAACAAUAAUCGCGCGUGAUUGUUUGUGUUUUUUUAUUUUGCGCGCGGAUGAGUUGGACUUAGGGGGAAAUAUUUCCCUCUGCACUAAAAAAAAAAAACAAGCAGGUAAAUAGAAGUAAAACAGGAAACUGGAGUUUGCUUUGGGUUGCAUUAAGUCAGAGAGAAAAAACCCCAGCAGAGACAGUUGUUAUAGAGUUGUUGUGGUCUUGCGCGUGAUUGCUCUCGAGCUGCUCCUGUUGCGGGCUUAAAGAUGCUCUUGGACGCGGGAGCGCAGUAUCCGACGAUCGGAGUGACUACUUUCGGCUCCUCCAGACAUCACUCAGCGGGCGAGGUGGCGGACCGCGAGGUGGCUUUGGGGAUCAAUCCGUUCGCAGACGGUAUGGGCGCGUUUAAAAUCAACCACGGCUCGCACGAGCUCGGCUCCGCCGGCCAGGCGGCGUUCUCCUCGCAGGCGCCCGCAGGCUACGCGGCCGCAGCCGCCCUGGGACACCACCACCAUCACCAUCACCACGCGACCCACGUCGGCUCGUACUCCACGGCGGCAGCCGCGGCGUUCAACUCCACGCGGGAUUUUCUCUUCCGGAACCGGGGCUUCGGGGACGCGACAGGCGCGCAGCACAGUCUCUUCGCCUCCGCCGCCGGGAGCUUCGCCGGGCCACACGGGCACUCGGACGCCGCCGGGCACCUGCUUUUCCCGGGACUGCACGAGCAAGCAGCGACGCACGCGUCCGCCUCGAGUGUCGUGAACGGCCAGAUGCGCCUGGGCUUUUCCGGCGACGUGUACGGCCGGGCUGAGCAGUACGGCCACGUGGCGAGCCCCAGGUCCGACCCGCACUAUGCUUCCACGCAGCUACACGGCUACGGUCCCGUGAACAUGAACAUGGCUGCGCAUCACGGCGCCGGUGCCUUCUUUCGGUACAUGCGGCAGCCGAUCAAGCAGGAGCUCAUCUGCAAAUGGGUCGAACCGGAGCAGCUCAGCAACCCGAAAAAGUCCUGCAACAAAACUUUCAGCACCAUGCACGAGCUCGUCACCCACCUGACCGUGGAGCACGUCGGCGGACCCGAGCAGUCCAAUCACAUCUGUUUUUGGGAAGAGUGCUCGCGGGAAGGGAAACCGUUCAAGGCCAAAUAUAAGCUCGUCAACCACAUCAGAGUUCACACCGGAGAGAAACCGUUUCCGUGUCCGUUUCCUGGUUGUGGCAAAGUGUUUGCCCGAUCAGAAAACCUGAAAAUACACAAGAGGACACACACAGGUGAAAAACCGUUUAAGUGUGAGUUUGAAGGCUGUGACCGGCGGUUUGCGAACAGCAGCGACCGAAAGAAACACAUGCACGUCCACACGUCAGAUAAACCAUAUCUGUGUAAAAUGUGCGACAAAUCCUACACACACCCCAGCUCCCUCCGGAAACACAUGAAGGUUCACGAGUCCACGUCUCAGGGCUCUCAGCCGUCUCCAGCAGCCAGCUCGGGCUACGAGUCCUCCACUCCUCCCACCAUCGUCUCUCCAUCCACAGAGAACCAGGGCAGCAGCUCCAUAUCGCCUUCAGCUUCCUCUACGGUGCACCACACCACCACCUCUACCCUGGCCUCAAAUUUUAACGAAUGGUACGUGUAAAUAUUUUCAACAACAGCAGCAGAAGCAGCAGCAACAACAACAAAAAAAAGACUGCAAAUUGUUCAGACUGCUUGGAAAUGAAAACACACAAGGACUCUUAGAGGAUGAGAGAAGUAAAAUGGAGAACCCCUGAUGUUUUUCUGGUUAUAUAGCAGAGCCAUGUGAGGGCAUGGAGGCCCACUCCUAUAGACUAAAACCUCUUCCCCCCCUAAUAUACACAUACUUUUUAUUAUUUUUUUAAUUUUCUUUUUUUCUUUCUUUUUUAUUCCUUUCUUCGGGGGGAGACACAGAGACUGCUCACAGGGGAUCAGUUGCAUGCUAUAAGCAGGUGGAAAAAAUAAAACCCUGCCUUUUUUUGUUUUGUACAUAAAGAUUGACCUAGUUUAAAAUGUAAUAUUUUUAUUUUGUAAAUAGUCAUAAUACAGUUUAAGGGAAAAAUUUGUGAAGAACAAGAAGAAGAAGAAGAAGAAAAAAAACGUGGUCCCUAGAUAUAUGGAAAAAUGAGAUGGCUUUACGAAUAUUGCGAUGAUUUAGUCUUGGCUGAAAAAUGGAGAAUGUUCUAGUUAAUGUGUACCAAAUGUGAAUUAUUCAGUAUUAUACCGUCUACACGUUUACCUAACCGACUAUUAGUAUUAAUGUGCUUUUUUGUAUCCAGUGCAACAUUUCGUCUAAAGUCCAGUCUAAGUAGCACAAAUUGUUGUUAUUUAAUGUCAUGUCGAUAAAUUGUGUAGUGAAAGCCUGAAACGUGUCAAUCUUGUUUAUGUAUAAGUGAUAUAAAAAAAUAUAACAACAAAAAAAAAAGAAAGAUCCUGUCUAUUUGCAAUGCCACUUUUGCAGGAAAUGAUGAGCUGUAUUACGGUUUCAGUUUUCCAUAUUUAUCCGCAUGUAAAGGAUCCGGUAUAAACUCAUGUUAUAGACAUAUAGGCCUUAUCAGUAUUUAUGGAGAAAUGCGUUUGGUAGGGUUAUGUAAAAUUUAGUUUUCCAAAUAAUGUUUGGUUACAAUUUCGUACAAUAUUAAAGAAUUCAACGUACAACAUUCAA
Messenger RNA from Silurus meridionalis, 3164 nucleotides. RefSeq names its product zic family member 1 (odd-paired homolog, Drosophila) (gene zic1). Gene Ontology annotation, cellular component: nucleus. Gene Ontology annotation, molecular function: DNA-binding transcription factor activity, RNA polymerase II-specific; RNA polymerase II cis-regulatory region sequence-specific DNA binding. The record is from RefSeq and is a predicted model, not a curated record. Lineage: Eukaryota; Metazoa; Chordata; Actinopteri; Siluriformes; Siluridae. The transcript is spliced from 4 exons. Gene Ontology annotation, biological process: regulation of transcription by RNA polymerase II; central nervous system development. The coding region runs from base 759 to 2123 and encodes 454 amino acids.